AGCCAUUUCAUGUGCAGCUAAAAGCCCUCGGCGAAUCCAUGCAGUUGGCGCCAGCGCGCCAUGGCAACGGAUGCUUUGGAAUUGCGGGUGAGCGAUGCACUGAAGCGGGCUCCUUUCGUGAUUUUUUCGAAGGAGGCACCUGCAUCAUUGGACGACUUCUCCAUGGAUGAUUCCUUUCAAUAUUUCUAUUUUAAUGAUCUCAUGCAGACACUCUCCGGACUUUCGCCAUCCUUCCUGACGAAUGGGAGGAACGCCAAGACGGACUUCCCUGAGGACUUUGAGGCUUACUUCUCGGAUGACGUGGAUGUGUGCAAGAGCUUCUUGCAUCCUAAAAUCAAGAUCAUUUUUGAACCCUGGCGAACUCCGUUGCGCAGCACUGUGCUGGCCACAAGAAAGACGGCAAUGACAUUUCAGGAUCGGCUGUUUAUGUUGGGCUGCUUCUCGCCAGUGGAUGACAUGGAGAUGAGCUUCACCGACUUCUCGACGACGGUGUCCUUCCCUGAGCUGCCGGACCUGGGCCUCCCGGUGCCGUGGCAGCUGGCCGCCUUCGAGCAGCUCCCCAAUGCCAUGGCCAUCCUCGAUGGAGACCUCGUGGUCCAAAACCACCUGGCACGCGCCACCCGGUUGGUACCACCCUCGAAGGAUUUUGCUUUCAUGUAAAACUACCGUGUAUGUAAACUAACUCCUUUGUUUCAGUGGUACAAGGUUAUCUGCAUCAUAGUAAGCUUGCAACAAGCCAUCCAAAGCCUGAAAUUCCUGGGACUGGUCUUUGGCGAGACUGGGGUUCUACCCUCCUGGUGGUCGCUGGGGGCGCUGGUCUUCAAACCGACACUUUGCGCUCGAAGGCCUUGGGCACAGAGGUGCUCACCUUCAUCAUCGACCUGUGCCGUAGCUGUGAAGCCAGGAGCCCUCCCCACGGAACGCCGUCGAGGAGUCCGCGCUAUUGGAACCUACAGCAAGCGGUACCAGGCCAUGGCCCCAUGCGCAUUUGGUGGUGGCAGCCCACUGAUGAGCCCUGGCGCUGUUUGGCUCUAAAGCCACUGGAGCCAGACGUCCUCGAACGUGCGCGCUUCGCCCGGCAUGCGGAAAGCCGAUGAGUCGAGGAUCUGGUCCAACUGCAGGGUGUGAGAGACCGUGCGGCCUGGACCGUGCGAUGCCAAGCCCGGACGGUGGAAAAAGGUCCGCAUGAGUCUCAGCUUUGGGAUCAAGAUCAUUCAAGAACACAGAUCCACAACUUUUCAAGGAUCCAGGGCUUAGUGCUGUCGGGCUCUCUCCAGUCCAGCCAAAGAUCACUGGAAGCGAAAACUCAAG
Molecule: messenger RNA, 1311 nt
Organism: Durusdinium trenchii
Lineage: Eukaryota; Dinophyceae; Suessiales; Symbiodiniaceae
Source: the annotation of a GenBank genome assembly